GCCCCAUCAUUGGUGUCAGUGGGAGGAAUAGUGCCCCAUCAUUUGUGUCAGUGGGAAGAAUCGUGCCCCCUCAUUGGUGUCAGUGGGAAGAAACGUGCCCCAUCAUUGGUGUCAGUGGGAGGAAUAGUGCCCCAUCAUUGUGUCAGUGGGAAGAAACGUGCCCCAUCAUUGGUGUCGGGAGGAAUAGUGCCCCAUCAUUGGUGUCAGUGGGAAGAAUCAUGCCCCAUCAUUGGUGUCAGUGGGAGGAAUAGUGCCCCAUCAUUGGUGUCAGUGGGAGGAAUAGUGUCCCAUCAUUGGUGUCAGUGGGAGGAAUAGUGUCCCAUCAUUGGUGUCAGUGGGAAGAAUAGUGCCCCAUCUGUGGUGUCAGUGAGAGGAAUAG
Staurois parvus is the source of this 379-nucleotide messenger RNA. The record is from the annotation of a GenBank genome assembly. NCBI's taxonomy places the organism in Eukaryota, Metazoa, Chordata, Amphibia, Anura, Ranidae.